Ostrea edulis (European flat oyster) is the source of this 1998-nucleotide messenger RNA. RefSeq names its product pyruvate dehydrogenase [acetyl-transferring]-phosphatase 1, mitochondrial-like. Gene Ontology annotation, molecular function: protein serine/threonine phosphatase activity; cation binding. NCBI's taxonomy places the organism in Eukaryota, Metazoa, Mollusca, Bivalvia, Ostreida, Ostreidae. The coding region runs from base 173 to 1690 and encodes 505 amino acids. The transcript has a single exon. The record is from RefSeq and is a predicted model, not a curated record. Gene Ontology annotation, biological process: protein dephosphorylation.
AUGACAACUCGUUCUUGAAAAAUGUUUGUAUUACGAAUCAUUUGGAGAAAAGGUUGAUGAGUUGCAUUUACUUGUUUCUACUUUCAUUCACCAAAAAGCUCCUUUUUGUGUAUUAUUUCAUGGAUUCUAAAAUGCUACACAACUAAACAACGGGUAACUCUUGAAGGGAACUAUGAUAAGAGCGUGUGCCUUUCUGAGGCGAAACGUUUCUCUUUCCCCAUUGCAAACGAUAACCUUGGAUAAAACUCGGCAUCAUGUUUCGCAGUGGCUCCGGCGUCAUGCCAGCUCGAAAAACUUCAAACGAAACAGAAGCCGAGUACUGGUAUCGUUCAAGUCGAUGACAAAAAUUCCAGACUUGGAUUCGUCUGCAAAAUUAUCCCCACAGCAAGUGACAUCCAUUUUAGAGCUUGAACAGAGAAGAUUUGACAUUCAGGAUGGUGCAGUUAAAAGUGUAGACAUUAACAGGUUAGCUGCAAACGAUCCGAUCGAGGACAGGGAUGGAUACGCUAAACUGGCUCCAUCAAAGUUUUUGUUUGGUGUUUAUGAUGGACAUGGUGGCUGUUGGUGCUCGAGUGCGGUCAGCGAACGUCUUUUCCACUACAUCGCCAUCUCCUUAGCCUCAUAUGACAUUCUUGAGGAUGUGAUGUCUGGAAAUUGGGGAAUAAACAAUCUAGUAAACUGGUUCCAAAAAGAGACUUACUCUGAAAUUUCCCAUCGUUUGUAUCAACGUGCAAUUCUGAGAUAUGCUCAAGAGUCUUUAGCAGCACAUGAGCCUAGUAGUGUUGAGCAGCAUCUUAAGGAUGCGUUUCUGAGGCUGGACCAUGACAUCAUACAGGAGGCCAUUCCCUCUGGACAAAAUAAAGAGUUCAAUACGGACUCCCUUCUCUCGGCCAUGGCGGGCUCUUGUGCAACUCUAUCUUACAUAGAUGAUACGGCUCUUUACGUGGCAAAUCUAGGCGACUGUCGCGCAGUACUUGGAGUUAAUAUACAGGACUCGGAGUAUAUUGCUGUGCCACUUUCAAAUACACAUGAUGCUCAGAAUGCAUCUGAAAUUCGUCGAAUUUUAGAUAAACACAAAAACGAAUCGAGUAACAUCAUAAAGAAUAAUCGUCUUUUUGGAGAACUAGCCCCAUUACGAGCAUUUGGUGAUAUUAGAUACAAAGUGUCAUUGACUGAAUCAAAGGAUUUGGAAAGGUAUUUCAAUUCUCCCACUGCUGAAAUUCGUGGAUACUAUGACAAUAAAGUUGUACCCCCAAAUUAUAAAACUCCACCAUAUUUGAUAUCUGAGCCAGAGGUGAUCCGUCAUAAUCUCACUCCAAAAGACAAAUUCCUGGUCAUUGCUUCAGAUGGACUCUUUGAUAUGUUGUCUCCAGACAAAGUGGUGAAACUUGUGGCUGGUCAUAUCAAUGGAAAACAAAUCCUGAUUGAUCCCCAAAUAGACACCAGUAUGAAUCUGAGGGAAAUGAAUCAAUAUCUUGUGGAAAGGAAGACCAAGUUGGCCAACAGGAGUAUAGAUGACAAUGCAGCAACUCAUCUGAUUCGUAAUGCAUUAGGCCCGGAGCACAGACAGAUCUCAUACUACCUCUCUUUACCAGAUCAAGUGUGCCGAACUCAGAGGGACGAUAUGACAGUAGCAGUUAUUUUCUUUGACGGUGAUUACAUUAGAAACAAAAGCUCUGUAAGAGCAUGAUGGGAAACUACAGAUUUCGCUUUUUUUUUCAACCUGAACUCCGAGUGAUCACUAACUCCAGAUACUGCAGUUUUGGAAUCAUCCAUGUGUAGUAACCAUGUACUGUUGUUCUGUCAUUAAAUUGAAUUUGUUGUUUAAGUGCUCCACAUCUUUUGGCUUGUUGAAGACUAUGAUAUUUCUUCCGAUAUCUUAGGUAUGCUACAGAUUUGGUAACCGUAAAAUGUUGUUUCAAACAACUGUUAACUUUGUAUGUUUUCAUUAAAUUUGUAUUUUGAACUCAGAAUUAUUAAAAAUGUUCCACAUAUAAA